Messenger RNA from Aspergillus vadensis CBS 113365, 470 nucleotides. RefSeq lists its product as uncharacterized. The transcript has 2 exons. Lineage: Eukaryota; Fungi; Ascomycota; Eurotiomycetes; Eurotiales; Aspergillaceae. The coding region runs from base 109 to 423 and encodes 104 amino acids. The record is from RefSeq and is a predicted model, not a curated record.
AUUAUGUGGCGGGAAAGGAGGUGAUCAAUACCAGUUUUCUUCUACGAAAAGGAAAUGGUAAAUGAACUUAGGACCUUUCUGUCAACGCAGCGUGCCAUCAACCGCAUCAUGGCGUAUGUUCGGGCAGGCGGAACACGAACAACGGCCGAUUUCGAUGAGCUUGCGCAGAGUGUCUCGGAGGCUUGGGGUAAAGUCGUCAAUAAGAACGGGGAGGCUUCGAAGGAGAAACAACUGAAUGCCGUGUUUGUGUUGGGUGCAAUUACGACGGGCACGGAGAACGGGUUUCUGUUACCGCGGGCUGGAGAGGAUGCUAUUUGGCUCAAGAAUAAUGCUCCGAAGUUCGAGGAGUUGGCGAAGCAAGGGGAUAGUGAUUUUGCUGAUUUGGUUGAGGAGAUGCGGAGUAGGGAUGAUCUAGCUGCUUAAUUGCAAAGGAACAUGCAUGAUGGGUAGCCUUCGCGUGAAGGCGGAUU